Molecule: messenger RNA, 2327 nt
Organism: Lytechinus variegatus (green sea urchin)
Lineage: Eukaryota; Metazoa; Echinodermata; Echinoidea; Temnopleuroida; Toxopneustidae
Product: forkhead box protein O1-like
Exons: 2
Coding region: 214-1857 (547 amino acids)
Biological process (GO): regulation of transcription by RNA polymerase II
Cellular component (GO): nucleus
Molecular function (GO): DNA-binding transcription factor activity, RNA polymerase II-specific; RNA polymerase II cis-regulatory region sequence-specific DNA binding
Source: RefSeq, a predicted model, not a curated record
GGACUAUUAUUGUGCACGUAUAUACGCGGCCGGAUGGAGCUAGCUCUGUGACUGUGAAUGUUCGUUGUGUCAGUGUCUGACAACUUUUAGAGUGACACACAUGCAUUUUAUAUGGAACGACAGCCCCCUGGACUUUAGUGGAUACUUUCAUAUGAUAGUGUGUACUUGUGACCCAAUUUAGGAUUAUUAAUACCCUUUGGAAACAUCAUCAAGAUGGUUGAUAACGACCCCGAUUUCGAGCCACAAGCUCGACCACGUUCCUGUACAUGGCCGUUGCGUCGGCCGGACUUUUUGGACUCGAAGCCCCAGCAACCGGGUAAUGCCGCCGCCGCCGCCCCGGCGCCUCCGGUAGACCAUCCCCACGCGGCACUCAGUCCCGCCGUUCUUACAGAAGAAACACCGGAUACUAAGCCUGUUUUACCUUUAGAAGGAGGAGAAAAUCGUGAAUUAUCAACUCCAUCAUCACAGAGACGGAAUGGUUCAAGAAGAAAUGCUUGGGGAAACCUGUCAUACGCAGAUUUAAUAACCAAAGCGAUUCAAAGUGCUCCCGAUCAACGCUUGACCCUCUCCCAAAUUUACGACUGGAUGGUAAAAAAUGUCCCAUUUUUCAAGGAUAAAGGAGACAGCAAUAGUUCAGCGGGUUGGAAGAACUCUAUUCGACACAACUUGUCCCUUCACAGCCGAUUUGUCCGGGUGCAGAAUGAAGGUACAGGAAAGAGCUCCUGGUGGAUGAUCAAUCCUGAUGCCAAACCAGGCAAGUCAUCAAGGAGAAGAGCGUCCAGCAUGGACACCACAAACUCCAAGUUUGAGAGGAAGCGAGGGAGAGUCAAGAAGAAGGUCCUGGAGGAGCGCGCAAAGUGGGGAAACACAAGUCCCACACCAAAGUUAGAAGGAGAGGAAGGUGCCAGCCCGUUACCGUUCAACUUGGGAACGACAGAUUUCAGGUCGCGAGCCAGCUCAAAUGCGAGUAGUUGUGGCCGUCUAUCCCCGAUUAUGACCACGCACCCAGAAAUUGACAUGCAUGACAAUGAAGUCCCACCUAUGUCACCGAUUCCCUUCCAAGAUCAGUCAUAUGAUAGUCCAGACCCCUACCAGUCAACAGAUCAGCUAGCAAAACUAGCCAAAGCAAUGACCCUAGAUUCAAGUCUUAGUGUAGAACCCGCGAUCCGCCACUCACACAACAGCAGCGGAUAUUUGUUCUCUCCGCAAAGCUACAGUGGUUCCGAUAUGUCUCCUGUACAUAGUAACAGCCCGUAUUACUCGCAACAGGGCACCCCAGCUGUAAGUCCUCUAGGUCAGUGUUCCCCAAUGCAGGAGCUGCCACCCAGUCAAUAUGGCAUGCGACAGAGCUUCACAAAUUUGAUGCAUGAAAAUAACGAUGCCAUCAUCCCUCAGGACCCCAUGUUCUCGCAGUCCGCCAUCUUGCGCCAGCAGCAGUCGCCGCGGCCCAUGCCGAGCUGUCGCGAGGAGAGCAUGAUCCAGCACACGUCGCCUCACAGGUUGAUGCCUUCCGGGAACCAAGGCAGCAACUUGGCCAUGCUGCUGAACAACGGCCACAACACUCACACCAACAGCCACCACCAUCCGCUACCGUACCCCAAUGGCGGAACCCCUCAACAUGUUCCUCACAUGCCUGGCCACAUUCACCACCACCAUCCCGGGAUGGGACAUGUGGAUAGAUUCCCCAGUGACCUGGAGAGCGUGCAAGUGGACCCUCUCAAGGGUUGGGAUCUCGAUGUGGAAACCAUCCUGCGGAAUGAGCAGGACUUGACAGAAGGACCUGAAGCCAGCUUUGAUAACAUAGGAACGAUGGGAACUACAGCAACGACCAUGGCUGCUCCAAGCUGGGUUCAUUAAACGGUAAGACCAACUUUCUCUUGCUCAUCUUUCAUUGUAUAUCUUUUACUUAAUCACAUACCCUUCAAGUCUGUCUUGAAGAAUAUCUUCCACCUCUUGUUGAAUGUUUUCCACUUAUAAAUCAUUAAAAUUUGAUCUAAUCUUUGAUCAAAUUACUGGACUAAAGAAAUACAUUAUCCUUUCAAUCCAGACUGAAUGUUUCAGUUACCACUACCUGUGGUAGGAGUAGAAGUACUUGUACUCGACAAGAGCUAAUCAUUCUUCUUAAAAUGUCAUCAUAACCACUGUUGCUUUUCCUCAAGCAACACCUUGUCAUCAAGUUCUCUUGAUUUUAAGUACUGUCUAAUCGUCAAAGCGAUGCAGAACCUUUCAAGGUGAAAUAUUCCCCUCAGGAGCUAACACUUCUAGUCAGUGAGGGAUCCUUGUUGAUUUCCAAUAUCCAAUAAAGGAGCGAGUUUCUAACACCUUUG